AUGAAAUUUGGCAAGCUGGAAAUGCGUUUACGAGUUUUUCGCCCACAAAGCGAUGGGAUUCGACUCACUCCACCACCACCCCGGAACGGUUUCGUGGAGUGCCGAAAAGGCGUCGAAGAGUGCGGUCUAAUGGAAGAUUGUGCGGUUGUGAUGCCGCGUGAGGGCUGCUGCGCCCGCUGCAAGGGAUGUUGGUACAAUGGCACAGACUACGCCUCUCAUACAGAAUGGGGAGACAGCGGAAAGCUGUACAGAUGUGAAGCUGGAGUCGUCACUAUCUCCCGGCCAGAAUGUUAUGCGCCGUGCGAUAAUCCGAAACACCAACGACACUAUAAUUGUCCUGUUUGUGAUGAAUGUGUUAUAAACGGCCAGCGAGUCUGGGAAGGUCGGGAUGUACGGAUUCCAGAGGAACCGUGCCUGUCAUGUCGAUGUGUGCGAGGUUCGCUAUCGUGUACAAAGCGAGCCUGUCCAGUACUACCUUGUGGGAAAGCCCAGCAGUUCACACCAGUUGGGGAAUGCUGUCCAAGAUGCUCACACCCAACAGCUGAUAAGAUUCUACCGAUUUCAGGAAGCUCGCUACCAAAGCCGUGUAUAAUUGGCAAGGAGUAUCACGCGCACAUGAGCCAAUUCCAAGUAGACCCGUGCACUGACUGCACGUGUAUCAACGGGACCGCCGUGUGCGCACGUCACACGUGUCCCGUGUUGACAUGCACGCGUGCGCUGCCCCCGCCACCUGGCAAGUGUUGCCCCGAAUGCCCUAACGUCGAGGAAGCUAAGGCCGCUUGUAUUGUGGCGGGAAAAACUUAUCAGGAAGGAGAUACGUGGCAACUCGAUGCCUGCAAGUCCUGUGAAUGUCAUGGCGGUGAACCCAGAUGUGCCAUGGAAAGAUGUCCAACGCUCUCUUGUACCCCAGAUCAAACACUGCGACAGUCUCCAGGCCAAUGUUGCCCAAAAUGUAUCGACAUAGACGGUAUAUGUACAGUUUUUGGCGACCCACACUACAAGUCUUUUGACGGAAAGUUUUAUAGCUUUCAAGGAUCGUGCAAAUAUCAACUAGUCUCAGAUUGCAAGAACCACACAUUCUCUAUAAGAAUAUCGAACGACGCCAGAAACACCUCACAUUCCUCUUGGACACGCACCGCAACCCUUCGGAUCGGCUCCACUAAAAUAAACAUGGGAAGAAAAAUGCGUAUAAAAGUAAACGGGCAAAGAAUAGCAUUGCCUCAUAUCAUAAAAGGCAUCGCCGAAAUUGGUCGCAGCAACGGGUCGGUCGUGCUCAAGUCUGAUAUAGGUCUACAGAUGCUCUGGGACGGGGAUGGGUUUCUGGAAGUGACCGUGUCGAGUUCGUAUAAGGGUCAGCUCUGCGGUCUCUGCGGGAACUUUAAUUCCGUAGCGAGAGAUGACAUGAGAACCCGUGACGGCAGGCUGAUAAACGAUGCAUGGAGAUUCGGUACUUCCUGGCGAGUGGGUGGUCACCGAGCGUGUACGAGGCGUCAGGAACGUCCCGGUCUGAACUCGCGGUGCAAAGCGUCGAAGCUGACUAAAGUGCGUCGUCUGUGUCGGGCCUUCGACCAUCACGAAGCUUUUUCCGAAUGCGGAGCGAAAGUGAAUCCGCAUAAUUACAAGGAAGCGUGCCUAUUAGAUGCGUGCAGUUGCACAGGUGUUCGGUGCCAUUGCGCCGCAUACAGGGCGUACGCGAGGGAAUGCACUCGCGUCGGAGCCGAACCUCGUAACUGGUUACAGGCCGCGUGGUGCGACCCCGCCGGGCCUCAACCGGCCUGGCUACUUCGCGGACGGAAAGGCUUCGGCCGUGCUGCCAAGUCGAAAGAGCAUAGCUUACCAAACUUAAGCGCCAUACCGAGGCGGAAUAAUAGUCGUGCGAGGCCGCCACCACUGCAUUUAAGACGAUAA
Molecule: messenger RNA, 1908 nt
Organism: Pieris macdunnoughi
Lineage: Eukaryota; Metazoa; Arthropoda; Insecta; Lepidoptera; Pieridae
Source: the annotation of a GenBank genome assembly